Molecule: messenger RNA, 4434 nt
Organism: Saccostrea cuccullata (small rock oyster)
Lineage: Eukaryota; Metazoa; Mollusca; Bivalvia; Ostreida; Ostreidae
Product: glutathione hydrolase 1 proenzyme-like
Exons: 13
Coding region: 316-2178 (620 amino acids)
Biological process (GO): glutathione catabolic process
Cellular component (GO): plasma membrane
Molecular function (GO): glutathione gamma-glutamate hydrolase
Source: RefSeq, a predicted model, not a curated record
GGUAUAUUCCUGACUUAAAAAGACUGGAGAAUGAACAACUAAACGACACGGGAAUCUCACCUGUUUAUUGCAAAAUUUUGCUAGGUCAGAAUUUUUUUUUUAGCGUUUGCUUAUGGUCAUAAAAAUGUAAAUACGGCCUUUUUUACUGACCAGGCAUUUGUUGUAAUGGGAUUUUUCUAUACAUAAAUUUAAAAGGAUUUUUAAAAGGCUUUGUGCUUGCGCUGGACAGCAGUGAGUAAAGGAAGGAAGUAAAGUCUAACAAAAUUUCAUUCAGAGUCAAAGGACAGUACACGACUUGCUGAGCCACGAUACAUUAUGGGGUCCAAAGAAAUGUCUCAAGGGCGUUUGAUAAUCAUCGCCACUUUUCUCAUCAUCGCCUGUAUUAUUGCCCUCGGACUUGGCCUCGGGUUUGUGCUAACUAGAGACAAGGAUUCCAGCCAAACACCUUGUGGAGAACAAGGGACGGAAUCGGGAACCUCCUCCACAGGGUCGCCACCCACCACCACCACCAAACCCGCUCCGGAGGGAACCCCAUCAAUCGAGGGUCAUUAUCGAUACGCUGCCAUUGCAUCCGAUACCGGAACCUGCGCACAAAUCGGCACAGAUAUCAUGGGUCGGCGACAAGGGACCGUGGUAGAUGCUGCUAUCGCCACCAUUCUUUGUCAGUGUGUAGAUAACAGUCACAGUUGUGGUAUUGGAGGAGGGCAUUUCAUGACUGUAUACAAUAGGGCAAAUAACACAGCCUACACAAUCAUAGCCCGCGAGAUGGCGCCAGGGGGAGCAACAGAAGAAAUGUAUGUGCCAGAGAAUAAAUCUUCAACGGAAGGUGGUUUAGCCAUAGGAGUACCAGGUGAAAUUAAAGGAUUGUAUGAAGCUUGGAAAAUUGGCGGCAAACUUCCCUGGAAAGAUUUGUUUCAGCCAACCAUAAAGAUGCUAAGAGAGGGAUGGAGGGUGAGCCAGCCUCUGGCGUACGCCAUUUCUCGUCAAACGACAGUGUUACUUAGACAGAGAAACUUAAGAGAUGUCCUCACAAACCCGGAAACCGGACGACCAUACAACGAAGGAGAAAUCAUCAAAAUGCCUAAACUGGCCAACACGUUUGAAGCCAUUGCCAACGAUCCACACGCAAUGUACAACGGUUCCCUGGUCGAUAACAUCGUAGAGGAUAUUCGGGAAGCAGGUGGGAUUAUUACAAAAGAAGACCUUAAGAACUAUGUAGCAGUUGUGAAGGAGCCAUUAGUUGUAAAACUUAAGGACAAUUCUACCAUCUUUACGCCACAACCGCCAUCUAGCGGAGCAGUGUACGCCAUGAUUCUCCAAAUUGCAGACGGAUACGGAUUUAAUCCUGAUAGUGUCUCAACCACUGAAAAGUCGACAUUAACCUGGCAUAGAAUCGUAGAAGCCAUGAAGUUUGCUUAUGCAAAGAGAAGUAGUCUUGGGGACCCAGACAAAGAGAGUCAAAGUUUCAAGGAAAAUAUCGAUUCGUUGAUUAAUAAUAUGACGUCAUCAACCUAUGCCAAAUAUGUUCGAUCUUUGAUAUCUGAUACUUCUACACAUGACACCAUGUACUACGGGCCGACAUUUUACGACCAGUCAAAAACGGGGACGUCACAUUUAGCAGUUCUGGCGCCAAAUGGUGAUGCUGUCUCACUCACCAGUACAAUAAAUCUUUAUUUUGGUUCAAAAGUGGUCGGAAGCAGAACAGGGAUAUUUUUUAAUAAUGAAAUGGAUGACUUCUCUACACCGAACACAACCAACUCAUUUGGUGUUCCGGCCUCGGCGGCGAAUUUUAUCAAGCCAGGUAAAAGACCACUGUCUUCCAUGUGCCCUAGCAUAGUGGUGGAUUCAGAUGGUCACGUGAAGUUAGUGGUGGGAGCUUCCGGUGGAACUAGAAUUACAACAUCCACGGCUUUGGUUAGCAUUGAAACUUUGUGGUUCAAGUAUGGAAUUAAGAAAUCAAUAGAUCACAAACGACUGCAUCAUCAGCUGUUGCCAGCAUACAUCACAGUGGAAAACGGAUUUGACCAGCAAGUGUUAGAAGGGUUGAAGAAUAUUGGUCACAACAUCAGUAUGUCGGACUCCGCCGGUUCAGUAGUACAGGGCAUUUUACAGUUGGAGGAAGGAAAGAUAAGCGCCAAUGCCGACUAUAGAAAGCGAGGAGUUCCGGAUGGUUAUUAGUACCCUUCCCAGUAUUCCAUUUGCGUACUCUCAACGUUUUCCAAGAAGAAGGGUCUAAACCAUUUUCAGUAAUUUUUUUGGUGAAUAAAUUUAAUCAAUUUUCAUUUCUAUGUAUUUAAUAUUCGGUGUAAAAUUAAAUUAUUUGAAUUUUUGUAGCUUUAUCAAAUAAAUCAACAAUUACUGCCUGAGAUAACCCAAUAAAGAAGGUGCCAUAAAACUGCAAUCCCAAUAUGAGUAUGUUAUAGAAUAGAUAGAGGCCAAUCUAAUUUAAAUCAGAUCUUUGAAGAGGUCCAACUAGAUCGCUACACGAUACAAAAUUGAUUGGGUAAGGACGCAUUGCUAUAAGUAACAAUUGGAAAAUACAAAGAUAUAAAACGAGACACAGCACUUUUUUUUGAAAGAUUUCUUUUUUUCACUAAGUGGGAUUGUAGCCUUCUGGUGGCCCAUCCGAUUUUUUUAGGCCUACAGUCACCACUAUUAUAUAUACAUGUUAAAAGAUUUAAAUUAAUAUUAUAUUUAUCAUUUAUUCCAAGCUCUAUGAUUGGCUCAAACUUGAUCAAAUGAUUAAGUAUAUAACAGCAUAAAGACGAGUUACUAUUUAUAGAAUCUGAAAUGCAUAUCGACUUGGUGUUUCUUUUAAAAAUGGAGAUAAUUUUCUAUAAAACAAAAAAAGUACUGAUUUCACAAUUAUAGCUAAUACAGAAUAUGACUUGAUGUUUCUGAAAAUAUUUAUUUCAACUUGUAUUAUUUUUUUUCAUGUUCCGUAAUUGAUGAGACAUAACAAUGCCCUGAAGCCUUGAAUUAUGAUAUACUUUAUAUUAAAACAUAUUGGAUAUGCUUGUCAAAAAUUGAUACAAAACGUAAUCAAAUAAAUUAUUUUGAAUAAGUAAAUUCGAUCCUCUAAAUUACUCCAUUAAUAUAAAGAAAACACAUUAACUUUAAAUAGCUUAUUUUAUGUUGAUCUCUAAUCUCUAAGUUCUAAAGAGGGAAAACUUGUGUCUUGUUCCCAUUGUUCUCACAUUUUGUUUGUCAAUCUAUGUGAAAAAUAAUAUAAUAAAUGUAGCCCUUUGAUUCGGUCGAUCCAUAGAUAUAUCGACUUCACAGAAAAGCAUAUCGACCUUGCACUUCGUGCUCGGUCGAUAUGCUUUUCUAUCUAUGGAUCGACCGAAUCAAAGGGGUAUAUUUAUAUAAUAUCUAGCUCACAAAGUCCAACAUUUACAAUGUAUAUACAUGUACAUGUGAACAAUUUCUUUAAAAAUGUGUAUUACCUUUUAUAUCUAGCUCAUAAAAUAUACAAGAAUUGUUUUUAAGUUAUUACGAAUAAUUUUACGAAUGUUUAUUAUUUUAAAAAUAUAAAUUUAUUUUUAUACGCUAUAUGUUUCUUUGUAUAUGGAGUCUAUUUUUAGUUAGAAUUCCAUUUUAAUAGAAUGCAAUAUCUACAUACUUGUAUGUACGUGUUAUAUGUAUGGACUUUUGAAUUUUUACAUAGUUUAUUAAUAUAAAUAUUAAAUAAAUGUAUAAUAAAAUUUAUAAUCUAUUUACAUGUUUACGAUAUGUAAUAUUAUGUGGAAUGAACGUAUUUUUUUUUAACUUAUCGAUAACUUUAAUUCAUAUUUUAAAGUAUUUUUUUCUUGAUUUUCCAAAUAAUAAGUUGUACAUAUUUACCCAGUAUAUAAACAAAUGAUAAACAUUACACAAUGUCAUCCUCUCUUUCAUUCCUCGUAUUUGCAAUAUGUACAGAUUUAAUUGAUUAUUCAUUUUAUGUGUCAGUGACUCAGCGUACUUAAAAUCCACAUUCUGUGCAUCAUCUAUUUACUUUUAAAGAUAUAUUCAUUUCAAAUGAAUACUUGAAUUAAACAUUCUAAAAAUAAAAUGUUAUUAUCGCUAUUACUUGGCUUAUGUACAUGUGUAUUAUAUUUAAUGCAUCAACUUUUAUCCCAAGCAUGAUGAACAGUUAUAGAAGUUUCACUAGACUUCGAUUUCCUUGAAACUUUUCACUCAAGGCCCCAAAUAAGGCAUAGGUUUCAAAUACAAUUUUUAAAGUGGAUUUUUGCGGUCCAGAAGAAUGGAUUAUCCUUCUUUAUUCAAUUUUUACAGUUAGGGUGUCUACAAUUUCCUUUUAAUUAUGGUCGGUUUGUGACAAACGUAACUAUGUAACUACAUGUACAUGUACUUCUGAACGAUGAUAAAAUUGUUCUUCAAAAAGUAGACAAUUUUGGUUAUUAAAGACACUCCCAUUUUUGCAUUUUUGCCAAA